AUGCCCACCAUUCCCACUGAACUUCAAGCCAGAUCGACAGCACCUAUGAAUCCCGCUUCAGCAAUGUCGCAGUCACCCAGCAAGAAGCGCAACGCCGAAGAAGCGAACCCGAUUGCCGAAAACGGUUCUGAUACGGUGCAGCGCAACGACCCAUCGUUGACAGACCCUAUUAGCAGCAGUCUUCUUCCUAAUGGGCAGACAGACGUCCAGAAGACGCCAGCAAAGCGCCGGAGGACUACUCAAGUGAAGCGCAAUGCAACUCCACGGCUUGCUACGAACACCCCGAGUCGCGCUCUCGAUGGCACCAUCGACAAAUUGAGAGCUGCGAAGACUAAGCUUUACAACAGCGCUGUAUCAGAUGCUGAAGACGAGUACAUCAUGGAGGCGGAAGACGAUACUGCUUCAGAAGAAGAGCUUUCUGCUUCAGAGGAAGAGGGGGAUGUUGUAGAGGAAGAAGAUGACGCUGUGGUGGUUGCACAACAACUACGCGCUAGAGCGACCGGUCUGAAACUACCUCAUCCUUCCCAUGAGCGUUUCCAGCUGAUAAACGCAGUCUUCAACCCACCACCUCGCCCAGCGAUUUCACCGUGGCACUACGGUUUCGCAGCGCCAACGCUACCCUAUUACGAUCAGUCGAGAUGUCCAAUAGAUUGGAGUAAAGUGGUUAUUGAUUCAAAAGUUCCCUACGAAUGCCAAAAGGCCUACGAGCUGCUCCGGAGGGCGAACGUAAACGUUUCAUGUCAGCCAAUAAGGCAGUCUUUGAGCUCACAGGGGUUUACUUCGCCACGAGUCCCCUUGUAUGCAGAGCUGAAGCACAACCUUCAAGGUACAAGCGAAGCGCCUGUGAUACGGAGGAAAGAACCUACCACCGACCCAUUGUUCUACGCCAGCGAGGCUGUUCAACUCGUUGUAUCCCCGCCUGGACAAAAUGGUGGCGUCAAUCGCUUCGCAACGCAAGAGGUCAUGGACCGACUGCCGAUCAACGACCAAAACUUCCUCGAGUACUCCCUCGAUAAUUUCGACAGGUGGUACACUUCGGUUUUCCAGGGUCGUCGUCACAGCUUCCCUAGACGCACAUACCGCCUGGAACCCUGUAACGGCAAAGGCUUCAUUCACCGUGAUAACGGCACACCGUCCAUCGCGAUGAGCGAUCUGUUCGAGACAUCCCGACUCUCCCAAAUGAUGAAGACUACGGAGGUCAGCGAUAUGAUUCUUGACGAAGUUGUCCAGUCUUUCAAGCAAGAAAUCGAGCUUGUCAACAAGCAUGAAGAGGAGAAGGUUACCAUGCAAGAUUGCGACAACACCAUCCAGUCCAUGAGCUUCAAACCUGGCGACCUCAGCCUACUUUGGGAGCACACCAAGGACAAUGAUAAGAUUCGUAGGGUAGUGCUCGAGUCAUUGUUUGAGAAAGUCGAUCUCCUACAAGACGAUGUGGAAGAGCAAAAGCGUCAUCUGAACAGGGAUUUCGUGAGAGACUGGCAGUUCUACAUCAUUCGUCCAAUGGUCAGGCCUUACGAAAUUGUCCAUAGGUUCACACGGGGCGGGGGAAUUCUCCAAGAUUUCUGCGCCCAGUACCACAAUCAUGGGGACCCCAAAUCUGAGUGUUUCCACUCCAAACCUGAGUCCUCCAAACUUAUCCCCGAGAGGGCUGAUGAACCCAGGAUCAUCAAAGUGCGUUUCGGUGCUGUGGAUUUGGAGAUCGAGGAUCGCGCUAGCUAUGCGGGGGUCACCUUCCGCUUUGGGCGCCUAGUAAAGGAUAAACCGAAGUGGGACUGGCUGCGCAUACGCUCCAUCGCCACAUUUGUUGAGGGCCCUCUAGAUCCUGAUGCCAGACGCAGGCAAUGGUGCCUGGAGCCGAUCUACUAUGAGCCGGAUACCGUCGAUGCCAAUGGCCGGUACCCUUGCCAUCUAGGUUAUCAAAACCCAGAUUGGACACAUCCGGAUCUUGACAUUGAAGAGACACAUGUCUACGAUGAACCAUGGGAUAAGGUUAUCAAGCGCGGAGUUCCUGCGGGCGCGACCAAGUACCGCGAGAAUAAGAUACCCGCUGGCAAAGACGAGCAUGGUAAGAUGCUUUACAAGGUGACAAAAGUCUUCUUUGAGAUUGAAGACCCGUGUUGGUAUCCUCCUGAUGACUGGAAUGCAGACAUGGACUCUUGCGACCUUUGGCCCUAG
Alternaria rosae is the source of this 2175-nucleotide messenger RNA. RefSeq lists its product as uncharacterized. NCBI's taxonomy places the organism in Eukaryota, Fungi, Ascomycota, Dothideomycetes, Pleosporales, Pleosporaceae. The transcript has 3 exons. Bases 1 to 2175 code for a protein of 724 amino acids. The record is from RefSeq and is a predicted model, not a curated record.